CCCCACUCCUAUGAUUAUAGUGCAUAGUAUAUUCACUUAAUUUAACUUAGUUUGGUAGCGACAUCUUUUAUAGUCAGUGUUAUCAGAAGCCAAAUUGAAUAUAAUAGCAGUACCAUGUCGGCUUCACAGUAUUAUCAUAUACAGUGCACGCCCACUGUUUAUCCUGCUGAUCCAUUUGAUCCUGAAGCUGACGCUGAAAUACUACGCAAUGCAAUGAAAGGAUUUGGUACUGAUGAGCGCACCAUUAUAGAUAUUCUUGCUCAUCGAGGUGUUGUUCAACGUCUUGAGAUCGCCGAUAAAUUCAAAACUAUGUAUGGUAAAGACCUUAUCUCAGAUCUUAAAUCUGAAUUAGGUGGAAAUUUGGAGACUACAAUUAUUGCGAUGAUGACGCCUUUGCCUGAAUUUUAUGCAAAAGAACUGCAUGAUGCUAUUAGCGGUGCAGGAACCGACGAAGAAACCAUUAUAGAGAUUCUUGCGUCUCUUAGUAAUUAUGGUAUUAAGACUAUCUCCGAGGUUUAUAAAAAUAAGUAUGGUAAUGAUCUCGAAAGUGAUAUCAGAGGUGAUACUUCUGGACAUUUUCAAAGAUUGCUUGUAUCUCUUUGCUGCGCUAAUAGAAAUGAAGAUCCAGAAAUAGACGAAACAGCGGCCGCGACUGAUGCCGAAAAACUUAUAGAAGCCGGCGAAGGACAGUGGGGGACUGAUGAAAGUACCUUUAAUGCUAUUCUCAUGACAAAGAGCUUCCCACAACUUCGUAAGAUUUUUGAUACAUACAACUUGAUGACUGGUAAUACUAUUGAAGAUAUUAUUAAAAGUGAAUUUAGUGAUGAUCUCAAAAGUGGAUAUCUUGCUGUCAUAAGAUGUGCUUGCGAUAAAACUAAGUACUUUGCCAAAAGAUUAAAGCAUGCCAUGAAAGGCAUGGGAACAACUGACAACACACUAAUACGAAUAAUUGUAGCACGCUCAGAAAUUGAUUUAGGUGACAUAAAGGAAAGCUAUGAAGAAAAAUAUGGUACCCAGCUAGCUGCAGAUAUUGACGAUGACUGUUCAGGAGACUACAAGAAACUAUUACUUACUCUGCUUGGAUGAAAUGAUGAAUCACACAAGUGAUUAAAUAAAUACAAAAAAA
Messenger RNA from Ceratosolen solmsi marchali, 1126 nucleotides. Its product is annotated as annexin B9. Gene Ontology annotation, cellular component: cytoplasm; plasma membrane; nucleus. Gene Ontology annotation, molecular function: calcium-dependent phospholipid binding; phosphatidylserine binding; calcium ion binding. The record is from RefSeq and is a predicted model, not a curated record. The transcript has 7 exons. Gene Ontology annotation, biological process: endosome transport via multivesicular body sorting pathway. Bases 115 to 1086 code for a protein of 323 amino acids. NCBI's taxonomy places the organism in Eukaryota, Metazoa, Arthropoda, Insecta, Hymenoptera, Agaonidae.